Dioscorea cayenensis subsp. rotundata (Guinea yam) is the source of this 2744-nucleotide messenger RNA. RefSeq names its product G-type lectin S-receptor-like serine/threonine-protein kinase At2g19130. Gene Ontology annotation, molecular function: protein serine/threonine kinase activity; ATP binding. The record is from RefSeq and is a predicted model, not a curated record. The coding region runs from base 16 to 2469 and encodes 817 amino acids. Gene Ontology annotation, biological process: protein phosphorylation; recognition of pollen. The transcript has a single exon. NCBI's taxonomy places the organism in Eukaryota, Viridiplantae, Streptophyta, Magnoliopsida, Dioscoreales, Dioscoreaceae.
ACUAUCAACAACUUGAUGUUUGUUGCAUCCUCUGCUCCUCCCCCUCCUGAUCCUCUCUCCCUCCCUCUAAUGGAAGCCAGAAACAGAGCUUGCUUAUCUUUCCCUGUUCUGGUUUUCUUUGUGCUGAUCUUUGUCUCAAACGAAGCCAAUCUCUCUGCAGCAACUAAUAGCAUCUUAACCGGCCAGUCUUUCUCUGGGAAUCAGACCAUAGUAUCAGAAGAUGGCACCUUCGAGCUGGGAUUCUUCACUCCAGGUAACUCUCGAAAGUUUUACAUAGGCAUCUGGUACAAGAAACUACCUAAACAAACAGUCAUAUGGGUAGCAAACAGAGAAAAGUUCAUCUCCAACACCACUUCUUCUGAAUUUAAACUGACCCAAGAUAGAAAUUUAGUCCUCCUGAACCAAUCAAAAACACCAAUCUGGUCAUCCAAUUCAUCUUCUCCCACCUCCUCAAACCGCACAGAAGCAGUUCUUCUUAACAAUGGCAAUCUAGUGUUGAGAGACAUGUCAAACACCUCAGUAAUAUUCUGGCAGAGCUUUGACCACCCAACUGACACGUUUGUCCCUGAGAGCUGGAUUGGUAUGAACAAGGUGACAGGAGAAUAUCAGUCUUUAACAUCUUGGAAGAAUUCUGAAGACCCAGCUCCUGGCUAUUUCUCUGAUAGCAUUGAUUCUGGAGGCACAAGUGAGUUCUUCUUACGCUGGAACCAGUCUGAGAUAUACUGGCGCAGUGGGACAUGGAAUGGAGAGUACUUCACCGGAGCACCUGUACUUCCAGAGAUGCGAAGGACAACAAUUAUCAACGUGCUCUAUAUUGACAACGAACAGCGCCGGUACGCUACGUGCACGCUCAAGAACAAUGCAACAAUAACAAGACAAGUGCUAGAUGUCUCAGGACAAAUCAAGCAGUGGGUCUGGUUGGACAAAAAUCAAGACUGGCUCCUGUUCUGGUCUGAACCAGAUGCACAAUGUGAUGUCUACUCUCUGUGUGGACCUUUUGGAAUCUGUGACUCCAAAAGCAUUCCUUACUGUAGCUGUCUCCAGGGUUUUGAGCCAGCAUCCAUGGCUGACUGGGAACUGAAUGACUAUAGCUCCGGGUGUGUGAGGAGAAGCACGUUGAAGUGUGGGAAGAACAGUUCUGAUGGAUUCCUCACCAUAAGCAAUAUGAAACUGCCUUCCAACUCACACUCUUUGGAUGCCCAGAGCUCAGAUGACUGCAGCUCUGCUUGCUUGAAUGACUGCUCUUGUACUGCGUAUGCUUAUGGUAAUGGAUGCUUUAUAUGGAAAGGAGAGCUUCUCAAUCUUCAACAGCUUUAUGGGGAUGGUGAUUCUACCACACUUUAUCUCCGGGUUUCAGCUUCUGAUAUCCAGAAUACAAAAGGUAAGAGCAGAGCAUUACCUAUCAUUCUUAGUGUUGUUGGAGCGGUGAUACUGUCAUGCAUUCUCGUGGGAUUAGCUUGGAGGGUCCGGAGAAGUAGAAUGAUAAGAAAGGGAAAACUAGUGGAGGGUUCUUUGGUGGCAUACAGUUAUGCAGAACUGCAGCAUAUCACCAGGAAUUUCUCAGAGAAGCUGGGCAGGGGUGGUUUUGGCUCUGUUUUCAGAGGUUCAGUGCCAGGAUCCAGUGAUGUAGCUGUGAAGCGACUAGAAGAGCUCAGACAAGGUGACAAGCAAUUCAUAGCUGAAGUGAGUACACUCGGGGCUAUUCAGCAUGUCAAUCUGAUUCGCCUCUGUGGGUUUUGCUCUGAAGGCAGUAAGAGGUUGCUAGUGUAUGAGUACAUGCCAAAUGGUUCUUUAGCUUCUCAUCUCUUUGGAGGCAAUCAUAAGAUUAUUAAUUGGAAGACAAGGUACCAAAUCAUGCUUGGGAUUGCUAGAGGACUGUAUUAUCUUCAUGAGAAGUGCAGAGAAUGCAUCAUUCACUGUGACAUCAAACCAGAGAACAUACUCUUGGAUUCAGAGCUAUGUCCUAAAGUUUCAGACUUUGGGCUGGCUAAGCUCAUGGGACGUGACUUCAGUAGAGUGCUUACCACAUUGAAGGGAACCAUUGGGUACCUUGCACCAGAGUGGAUCAGAGGCCUGCCAAUAACAACGAAAGCUGAUGUUUAUAGUUUUGGAAUGAUGGCUUUGGAGUUGAUAUCUGGGAGAAGAAACUCAGAGCAAUUUAACGAUGGGAAUAUCAGUUUUUUCCCUCUAUUUGCUGCAACCAAAGUUGCAGAAGGUGAUGUUCUAAGUUUGAUUGAUAAGAAUUUGGAGGAUAAUGUUGAGACGGAGGAGCUAACUAGAAUGUGCAGACUGGCUUGUUGGUGCAUUCAGGAUUCAGAAACUUACAGGCCAUCCAUGGGUCAUAUUGUGCAAGUCCUGGAAGGAGGUUUGGAGGUGAACAUACCUCCUGUUCCACAAUCUCUGUUGGCUCUAAUGGAAGAUCGAGAGCAAUACUGGUAUGAAGAGAGUUCUUUAAGUUCAACGAAUUGAUUACAUGUUGCCAACUUGUGACCAGGUUGUGAAAUCCUAAACAUGUUCCGGAAUUCAUUUUGCUUACUCUUAUGGCACCAGGAUUCAGCUGCUAUAUAUACCGUCUCUGUAGAUGUGUUCAGUUUUUCUACUAAGUGUCUUGUGUUUGAAUAAGUUUUUAUCAUGAUCAUCAGGCUGUGAAAAUUCUGGAGAAGCACUUGCUUCAGCUACAUUACUGUACUUUACGUUGUCUUGGCUUAAUGGACAUAUAGACCUAGGGAGUCCCCCUUGUUUAA